Molecule: messenger RNA, 2262 nt
Organism: Aphanomyces astaci
Lineage: Eukaryota; Oomycota; Saprolegniomycetes; Saprolegniales; Verrucalvaceae
Exons: 2
Coding region: 1-2262 (753 amino acids)
Molecular function (GO): zinc ion binding; nucleic acid binding
Source: RefSeq, a predicted model, not a curated record
AUGGCGAAGAACUCAAAAGAUCGCGCCCAGAAGCCGAACGCCGCGGUAGCGGCGCCAGCAGCUGCGAGCAGCGAAACUGAGGAGGAAGUACCAGUGACGGAGCCACCGUUGGUCCCGGCAGUUGGAGGGACCACAGAUGUGCUGCCGGCUGUGGAACAGUCCAAGAGCGAGGAAGUCCGGAAGACGAUGGAAGAGCUGGCUGUGGCGAACAAGGCAAUGGGUAGUGCGCGAGCGGCGUCUAUGACCUGGGAUGAAUCGCGGCGGCGAUAUGGCGCCUAUGUCGACGAAGACUACCCGCCGCCAGAGAAGUCCGAUGCUGAGAAGCGAGCGGAAGAAAAGGCGGAAGCUAGAGCUAAGCUACGUGCUGAACGACGAAAUCAACCGGACAGUACUCCUGACAGCGAGGAAGAAGAAAAGGAAUACCAAGAAGAACAGCGUAAGCAAGCUGAGUGGCGGCGGAUCAACAAAGCCAAUCGUCCGGCCAAGGAGAAGCGCGUUGACCUUGCCAAAGUGGCGCGUGCGGCACAUGAUCGGAGAAUGCUGGACACCACACUACCAAGCAGUUCGGGAUGGGGACCUCUUACGAGUGGACCACCGACGCCAAGCAGCGGAGGAUGGGGGCCCAACUUCAACUCCAGUGGACCUUCAUUGGUGGUGACAGAUGUCCAACCCCCUCGGACCACAUGUAUGGACAGAACCUUCCUAGUCAGUUGGGUGAAGAAGCGGGAGACAUAUGAGUACAAGCUACGGGCGAAUGCGCAACCCAUGGGUGGCGAGUGGCGUCGGAGUGCAGUGGGGUGGAUCCCUUCCACUGACCGCAGCCUCCUGAAGGCUACAUGCUCCUAUGUUUGGCGAGUGCCUCUGGAACAACUCAGUGAGGACGACUACCGCGACCACAUCAUGGAAAUCGUCGGACAACCAGCGACCAAGUGGACAUCCACCAAGUCAGACAUGCAAAAUUACUGUCGGGCGCUGAGUGUCGACCCCCAUGGAGACGUGACCAGUCGCCUGGUAUCAUUUAUGGAGCGGGUUGAUGACGUCAUCGACGAGAACGGCUUACGUCAACAACUCAAAGAUCCAACCAUGCUGAGAACGUUCGUGAAAGUGGUAGCAGCGCGUGUCACACCCAGCUACCUACGUGACAGAGUCGAAGAGCAAAUGAAGACCGUGCCAGCGAACGAUCUGGUGGCCUUUGCGGAUAUCCUACGCGAACAGCUCGACCGAACGCAUGACGCGGACAUGGUCAAUCAACAAAGAAACAGUUAUGGUUCGAAGCGUGGCCGUGAAGAAGACGACCAAGGGCGCCGCAUUACAAAACAUGCGAAGAAGGCUAACCAAGCUGUUCGAGAUCAGCGGGAAUUACGUGGAAAUUACCCACGUCCACCAGGUGGAUACAUCAAGCCGGAACGAAGUGCGGCGGUGUGGUCCCCGUCGACGCAAAAGCGAACGGGGGACCCACCAGCCACGAAGUACGGACCGCAAGCGAACUCGCGCCCAAGACAUGAUGAUCGCCAUGUCCAAGCUGUGCGUGAUGAAGCACGCCCUCGAUACGCACCCGGCCGGGAUGACCGCGGCAUGCUGUGCUUUGUCUGUCAGCAGCCAGGACAUAUGGCCCGGGAAUGUCCCAAUAGAAAAGACGGGGAUAGAGACGAGACAAGAUGGAAGAAGGGCAAGAACGCUGUCAAGCGGUUCAAGGCGCGGGGACGCAAAGCGAAUAUGCAAGCGAAGCGAAUGAAGAAACCCCAACCACCCAGCAAGGAGGAUGAUGGACGCUGGGUGCGGCUGAACAGUGUGCUGGAAGUGCCAUACUGUCCGGAGGCCGGCGCAGACCAAAACAUUGUGCCCCAAGCCAUGGUGGAUGAACUUCAAGUGUUACAGCCACAACUUCAAGUCGUCAAGUUGGCUGCGCCAUUUGUGGGAACAGCAUGCAAUCAGAUGCCAUUCGAAGCGAGCUCUUACGUGGACCUUACCCUAACGAUGCAGACGGCCGCUGGACCAGUCAAGGUGCCAGGCAAGCGCCGCUGCUAUGUGGUCAACGACGGAGAUGAAUUCCUCGUCUCGGACGACACCCUCAAGACCAUUGGUAUCGACAUCGACCGCCUACUGGAACAGGUGGCGCGCCUGCAAGUGGAUGAAGACGACGAUGACCUGGAAGAAGUUGGUGGCGAUUACGUGGAAUUGCCCCAACGAUCGGCCGUCAGAGCCGCGACCAUGAAGGCGGCGCUACCUGCAGCCAAGAAUGAAGUCGAGGAAGCCCUGUAA